Penicillium malachiteum is the source of this 2994-nucleotide messenger RNA. RefSeq names its product mismatch repair ATPase MSH1. Lineage: Eukaryota; Fungi; Ascomycota; Eurotiomycetes; Eurotiales; Aspergillaceae. The record is from RefSeq and is a predicted model, not a curated record. Gene Ontology annotation, cellular component: nucleus. Gene Ontology annotation, biological process: mismatch repair. The coding region runs from base 1 to 2994 and encodes 997 amino acids. The transcript has 4 exons. Gene Ontology annotation, molecular function: ATP binding; mismatched DNA binding; ATP-dependent DNA damage sensor activity.
AUGCGCAUAACUGGGACUCCAGUUGCUCGGUGGACUCAAUUUAGGAUUUCAUCAUGCUCUAGUGUACAAUUAUUACGUGUUAAAGCCUAUCAAUGUCCUGUUCAUCGAACUAUAUGUCACCAUGCGCGUCCAUCAUUGAUUCACUCACGCGUCUCUGCCAAAGUGCCGCAAGUACAAGUUCGAAGAGGCGCCAAAUCCCAGGCCACUGUCAAGCUCAAGGAUCUCCCACAGGGUGUGGUUAAGCUAGAGGCAUAUGAUGAUGGAGUUGACGAUGCUCCUCGGUAUCCAACAGUGGUCCAAGGGCACCGUAACAACGUGCAGAAAUUCAAGAACUGUGUUGUUCUCACACGAGUCGGUGGCUUUUACGAGCUUUACUUUGAGCAAGCUGAGGAAUUCGCGCCAUUACUUAGCUUGAAAUUAGCAUCAAAGAAGACCAGCGCCGGACCAGUUCCCAUGGCUGGUUUUCCCUUUUUCCAACUGGAUCGUUUUCUCAAGAUUCUUGUCCAAGAUCUCAACAAGUAUGUUGCAAUCAGCGAGGAAUUUGCUAUUGGAGCAGAGGAUAAGGCCCGCUCUGGAGGGUUGAUGUUUGAUCGAAGAGUAGCCAGGAUCGUCACACCGGGCACUUUAAUCGAUGAAAAAUUCAUUGAUCCAUCUGAAAACAACUUCCUUUUAGCCAUUUAUCUCGACAUGCCUGCUCUGAAAGCUGAAACAAAAGAAAAUAUUGACCCGCAUUCGUCACAGCAUGUGUUGUCCUCGGUACCUCAGCGUGAGACUUUUUUUACCCAAUUGACAACGGCCCGGAUGCUGCCAUCUGCGAUUGCUCGGAUUGGAGCGCGUGAAAUUCUGGUAGAUCAGAAUGUCCAAGAUAUCAUUGGACAAGAAUUGCAGCAGCUCGUGGGACAUGAACAUCGUCUUGUCACAUUCUUUCGAUAUCCAGAUGUAUUCUCACCAAUGUCAGAAUGGGAUUCUAUGCUCGAAGCCCCGAUUCCAGAAGAUACACAUGCGUCUUUCACAGCGGAGGAAGUAGCUGCUGGCUACAGCCUACUUGAGUAUAUUCGAGUACAACUGCAAGGCUCUAACCUCAAACUCCAGCCUCCCCGUCGGAGACAUUUAGAGGAAUCAAUGAGCAUCGACCGUAAUAGUCUUAGAGGGCUCGAAAUUUUGGAGACCUCGCGGGAUGGAUUCGGGAAGGGAAGCCUGCUUCAUGCGGUCCGUAGGACUUCUACAAAAAGUGGUGCUCGCCUUCUACGAGAUCGACUCACUUCCCCCUCCACUUCACUCCUGGCUAUCAAUGAACGACUUGAUCUAGUUUCAAUCUUCAUUGAGAAUGAGAAUCUUCGCGAUAAUGUCGUUCAAUUAUUAAAACGCAGCUAUGAUUCCCAACGGCUAGUGCAGAAGUUUGCUAUGGGAAAGGGAGAUCCAGACGAUUUGAUCUGCCUCUCGAGGGCCAUUGAGGCUUCCCAGGGGGUGAAGCAGGUUCUUUCUGACCAUGAACGGCUAUUCACGUCUGGUCUCCCAUCUGGUGCUAGAGGUAGUCUCCUUUCUAUGAUUUCACGGCUCUAUCUUGAAGGGCCCGUUGCGCUCGCCAACAAAAUAUCUUCUGCCAUCGACGAAGAAGGUGUCCUGCGGCAACAACGGAUUCAGGAUAGCACUGCUGCUGAAGCUGUCAGCUUAGCGCAGGAGGUUGCUAUAAAUGAAGGCACAUCGAGUGAAUUGGAGUCAUUGCCCAAGAAAGUAAGAACCAAGGCUAGUGAGAAAGCUGCGGUAGACCCUGAAGCUGGAGAAUUUGAGACAUGGAUUAUGAGACGCAACGCCAGUGAGAAUCUAAACGCUCUACAUACUGAGUUGGAGGAUCUGUUCAACGAGAAAAUUACGCUAAUUAAGAAGCUCCGUGAUUACGUUGGCUCGUCAGCCCUAAAUUUGAAAUGGACUCCAGGUCUGGGUCACAUCUGCCAUGUCAAAGGUCCCAAAAUUUCCCAACAGUCUCUUGAGGAAUUAGGAGUCACACGGAAUGUCUCUUCGACCAAAUCUACACGCUCGUUCUAUCUUCCGGCAUGGACAGAACUAGGAAAUAAGAUGGAUCGUGUCAAGAUACAAAUUCGACAAGAAGAGCAAGCAAUCUUCGAACAUCUCCGCCGCGAAGUGAUACUGAAUUUGGUGAAAAUCCGCCGCAACGCAGCAGUGAUGGACGAACUGGAUGUGGCCUGUUCCUUUGCCACGCUCGCUCAAGAACAAAAAAUGGUUCGACCUAUCCUUAACGAAGGAACGAAGCAUAAAAUCGCAGGUGGGAGGCACGCAACCGUAAAGCUUGGGCUUGAAGAGCAGGGAAGAUCAUUCGUGAGCAACGACUGCUUUCUUGGUGAUCAAGAACGGAUCUGGCUUAUCACUGGGCCGAAUAUGGCUGGAAAAAGUACAUUCUUGCGCCAAAAUGCUCUUAUCACCAUCCUCGCACAGGUCGGGUCAUAUGUGCCAGCAGCUUACGCCGAGAUCGGACUUGUGGAUCAGAUAUUCAGUCGUAUUGGAGCGGCAGAUGAUCUGUUCCGUGAUCAAUCUACUUUCAUGGUGGAGAUGCUUGAGACCGCUGCUAUUCUUAAGCAGGCUACCCCAAGAUCCUUCGUGAUUAUGGAUGAAGUUGGCCGUGGAACAACGCCCGAAGACGGAACCGCUGUCAGUUUUGCUUGUCUGCACCACUUGCAUUAUCAUAACCAGUGCCGCACUCUUUUUGCUACCCAUUUCCACGGUCUUGCCGACAUGACGCAGAAGUUUGAACAUUUGGAAAGAUACUGCACUGACGUCAAAGCGACAGGCCGGGGGUCUUUUUCUUUCGUGCACCGUCUUCGAAAAGGUGUCAAUCGUGAAUCACACGCAUUGAAGGUUGCUCAGCUAGCUGGUCUUCCUCGAGAAACAAUCGAACUGGCUACAAGUGUGCGAGAUAAGCUGAGGAACAAGAAACACUCUUCAAUAGCUAGUGAUGGUCUCUCGGACUCUCAUUGA